Molecule: messenger RNA, 1661 nt
Organism: Colletotrichum destructivum
Lineage: Eukaryota; Fungi; Ascomycota; Sordariomycetes; Glomerellales; Glomerellaceae
Product: Putative Glycine-rich domain-containing protein
Exons: 3
Coding region: 561-1661 (366 amino acids)
Source: RefSeq, a predicted model, not a curated record
UUCUCGGUUUUUCCACCUCUCACUCUUUCUCUCACUCAUCAGUCGCUCUCUCACUCACCUGUCCACUCACCUCCUCACUCACCGAGGUGAAGAAACCCAAACCAACAAGCCCUCCCACCUCCAAAAAAUCCUAUUUGCUGAAACCUUCAUACCAACUCCUUCCUUACACACUACACCCCGGCCGAUUCACCGCCCAAAUAUAACAUGCGCAAGUUUUCCUCCCCGCGUUUCCCGCCCCGCGCCAAUCACGUCCCUUCACCCGCCGGUCCGUCUCGCGCUGGCGUCCUGAAACCUGCUCACCUCCAUGCCGUUUUGGGACUCGACUCGCUCGCGGCGGCAGGUCACAGGGCUGUUGCUUGUCAUGUGCGACGAUGCAGCGCGAUAAAGCUCUCCCCCCUGUUUGAGGUGUCGAGCCGAUAAGAAGGGGCCGGUCGUCCCUCGAAUGCUGGACUGAACGGCUCCUUCAUCUUGUGUUGUGGUACCAGAGAGAUAGAUUUCUGAACAAUUGCGAACCAACAUCAUCUGCCUACUCUGUCUGUCAGUUUCAUAGAACAGCCAACAUGCCAGCCAUUCUCUUCAACCAGACUGCUUCGGUCGAGCCCCGACACAGCUCCAAGCCGAUAACAUCCCUAGCCACGCAAUCGCAGACUGCAUCAUCCCAAGAUCUGCCAUCCGCCGCCGACUGCGCUGCCCACCUCCACCUUCUCGAGGCCUUCGUUACCCUCAAUGAGACCAUCCAAGACCUCGCCGUCGACGCCGGCCUCAGCCCCGAUCGCGCGUGGGGCUCCUUCUGCAACCGCGCCGUCGCCCGCUUCGAAGAAUCGAGCGCCCGGGGUUCGGCCGACCGGAUGACGAUGCCCCCCGUCGACGUGCUCAUGGCGUGGCAUGCUCUGAUGCUGCACCCCAAGGCCUACGCGCGCUUCGUCGAGCUCGGCGGCAAGCUGGGCCUCGACGGCAUGGACUGGUCUAGGAUCUCGACUUCAGCCGUCCCCGACGUCGAUAUCGACUCCCUCACGUCAGCCCACACCGGCAUCUUCACCCUCCGCUCCUCGGCCGGCACCCCUCUCUUCACCUACCCCCUCGCCGCUGCCAUCCGCCGCCAAGUCUCGUUUUCCUUGAAGAUGACCCGCCACGCCUGGCUGCGCAGCCCUUCGCUCGCCUCGACCCUCGGCCGCGCCCGCGCCCGCUACGCCCGCUUCUUCCGCCUCAUUGCCGCCCACCCGCGCACCGUCAUGGUGCCCACCCUCGACGUCGACCUCGUCUGGCACACUCACCAGCUUGCGCCCGCCCGGUACCUCGCCCACUCGAAGCGCGCCGUCGGCCGGCUCGUCGACCACGACGACGAGAUCGAGGACGCGACGCUCGGUGCGCUGUCGGCCGACAUGCAGACACUCUGGGCCGACGCCUUCGGCGAGGCAUACCACGUGUGCCUGUGCUGGGCCUGCGAGGGUGGGCGCGCAGGCGUCGACGCUGGGGUUGUUGCGGAGGCGCUGCGGGGCGAGCUGCCGUGCGCCGACCUCGCGUUCCCGAGAUGCGAUGAUUGCGGCGCGCACCCUGAGAGCUGCUGUCCCGAGGUCGAGGGCGCCGCCGGGUGCGGGAGCGGAUGCGGCGGUGGGUGCGGAGGGGAGGGCGGAUGCGGGAGCUGCGGUGCGAUGAGGUGA